CCGCCGUUUCCUCAUAAACUCCACUCUCCGCUUGCCGCGCUCGCUCUUGCCCGUCCGGCGACACGCAAAACGAGGAGCACAAACUCUCCUGAUUCGUCUUCGUCUUCGUCUUCGUUUCUUCUUCUACCUCCUCUUACCUCUCUCUUUAAACUCCUUUUUCAUCAUCUUCGUGUUCAAUUCCUAUUAAUGGAUAACGAUGCAAAGCAAGAGUAUCUACAAACUUCCACUCCUCCUCAUCCAGUAGAAGAAACUGUAACUCUAAUCGAUCUAUGCAGCGGCGGCGACGACUCCGGCUUGGUGGAGCAAGAUGUACAACGAAGGUAUAAUUCUGGAGGAGCCAAGAGGCCACGCGGUUCAUCUGCACUGGACAUGAACAAUGCGAAGAAGAAGCCAACGGCUGAUGAGCUAAAGUUCGUGCUUCCGGAAGGAUUCGGCCCAUCAAUCACGACGGAGGCGCCGUCCGGCAGAGUCGGCAGUUGUAAGCAGUUUUGGAAAGCUGGAGACUAUGAAGGAGCGCCUGGUGGUAAUUGGGAUCUUUCUUCAGGUGGCUUUGAUCAUGUAAGAGUCCAUCCCAAGUUCUUACAUUCUAAUGCUACCAGUCACAAAUGGGCUCUUGGAGCAUUUGCAGAGCUUUUGGACAAUGCUUUGGAUGAGGUUGCUAGUGGAGCUACUUAUGUUAACGUAGACAUGCUCGAAAACAAGAAAGAAGGAAACAGGAUGUUAUUAAUUGAAGAUAAUGGAGGUGGGAUGAAUCCUGAGAAAAUGAGACAGUGCAUGUCUCUAGGAUACUCUGCCAAAAGCAAACUUGCAAACACCAUUGGGCAAUAUGGAAAUGGUUUUAAGACUAGUACAAUGAGACUUGGAGCUGAUGUCAUUGUGUUCUCCCGCUCCCCUGGAAAAGAUGGAAAGAGCUCUACGCAGAGCAUCGGGCUCCUAUCAUAUACGUUUCUUAGGAGCACAGGAAAGGAGGACAUUGUUGUACCCAUGCUUGACUACGAAAGAAGAGACACUGAAUGGAGUAAAAUAGCGCGGUCUUCCCUUAGUGAUUGGGAUAAGAAUGUGAAAACAAUCAUUCAAUGGUCGCCAUUCUCUAGUGAAGAAGAUCUUCUUCGUCAGUUUGCUCUAAUGAACGAUCAUGGCACACGUAUAAUCAUAUAUAACCUGUGGGAAGAUGACCAAGGGAUGUUAGAGCUUGAUUUUGAUGCCGAUCCACAUGAUAUCCAACUUAGAGGUGUCAAUCGGGAUGAGAAAAACAUCAAAAUGGCUGCUCAGUUUCCUAAUUCUAGGCACUUCCUAACCUACAAACACUCACUAAGGAGUUAUGCAUCAAUCCUCUACCUAAGAAUUCCACCUAGUUUUCGUAUCAUACUACGAGGAAGUGAUGUUGAGCACCACAACGUAGUGAACGAUAUGAUGCAGACUGAGCAGAUCACUUAUCGACCUCAGUAUGGUGCCGAUUCAUAUGUUAAGGAUUCAAACAUGUCUGCCGUUGUCAUUCUCGGAUUCGUAAAGGACGCAAAGCAUCAUGUUGAUGUUCAAGGCUUUAAUGUCUACCACAAAAAUCGACUCAUCAAGGUUUCCUUCUACUUAAGUGGACUUCCUAUUCGCAUGUUAUUGCUUUCUAACUUGUUUUUUUAUCAGCCAUUUUGGAGGAUAUGGAAUGCAACAGGCAGUGAUGGUCGUGGCGUCAUAGGUGUGCUUGAAGCUAAUUUUGUUGAGCCUGCUCAUGAUAAGCAAGGGUUUGAGCGUACAACAGUUCUCUCUAGGCUCGAAACACGGCUAAUUCAAAUGCAGAAAAUUUAUUGGAGCACCAACUGUCACAAAAUUGGCUAUGCUCCCAGGCGACACCCAAAGGCUGGAAACGAUUAUGGUCACACAAACACAUCACCAGAAAAUGAUCAUGAGGAAUACAGUCCAUCAGGCUUUAAAACUCGAGCUUCUGACAAGUUCUACUCAAGUUCAUAUCCGAAUCAUAGAGGGGACAAUGGUGUGUCAGGGAAUGAUAGUUCACUGUAUUUGCAAGAGGAGCUGCGCCGUGAGAGAGAGCGCAGCAAGGCUCUUGAAGCUGAGGUUGAAUUAGCAAGGCAAAAAAUAGAAGAAAUGAGCAAAGAGCAAGAGAAUCUAAUCGCAAUAUUCACAGAGGAAAGAGACAGACGUGAUGUAGAGGAAGAAAGUCUGAGAAAUAAGCUAGAGGAGGCGUCAAACACUAUCGAAGAGUUGUUGAAUAAGAUUAAAAUGCUGGAGGGAUCUAAAGGCCCGAGCUGGAGACGUUAGACAUUGAACUUGCAUAUAUAAUUGGAAGUUCAAAUUAUCCAAAAAGGUAUCUCUGUUUGAUUUAUGGCUCGACCUGCAUGGGGGUUAAAUGAAAUGUUGUAGAUUAGUGUAAGUCUUUGGCCUUUGAUUGUUUUUUUCUCAUUUUUUUUUAAUUUACAAACUGGCUAAUCUCUUAGCUGUAGCAGAAGCCAGUUGUCAUGUUUGUACCAUUAGUGAUUUCCAUGUAAAAAACAACCACAAUAAGUAAGAAUUUGUGCUGACUUGGUAGGAGAUCUAUAAUGAAAUUUAAUUUCUCA
Messenger RNA from Brassica napus (rape), 2570 nucleotides. Its product is annotated as protein MICRORCHIDIA 7-like. The transcript has 18 exons. The record is from RefSeq and is a predicted model, not a curated record. NCBI's taxonomy places the organism in Eukaryota, Viridiplantae, Streptophyta, Magnoliopsida, Brassicales, Brassicaceae. Gene Ontology annotation, cellular component: nucleus. The coding region runs from base 187 to 2274 and encodes 695 amino acids. Gene Ontology annotation, molecular function: ATP hydrolysis activity.